This is a messenger RNA of Capra hircus (goat), 2403 nucleotides long. It is a transcript of the gene INHBA, whose product is annotated as inhibin beta A subunit. Gene Ontology annotation, molecular function: cytokine activity; growth factor activity; hormone activity. Gene Ontology annotation, cellular component: extracellular region. The coding region runs from base 746 to 2023 and encodes 425 amino acids. Lineage: Eukaryota; Metazoa; Chordata; Mammalia; Artiodactyla; Bovidae. The transcript has 3 exons. The record is from RefSeq and is a predicted model, not a curated record. Gene Ontology annotation, biological process: BMP signaling pathway; SMAD protein signal transduction.
UUAUUUUUUUCCUCCCUGGAAUAUCUUAUUUAAAAAAGUAAAAUCAGAAUCUCUAGGAAGAGCACUGUGAACUUUCUUCUCUGUGAGAAACAAUAAAAUACUUUGUAAAUAGAGGCAACCUCAUGAAGUAACAGAUGCUUAUGUGAAGAUAUAAAACUGAGCCAGAAUAUAAGAAGUGUGUGCUCAAUCGGUCAAAGAAAAGUUGAAAGUUGGACCCUCAGUGAGACAGAGUUGUUGGAUUCCAGGAUUGUUCUAAAGGGGAGUCCAGUCAGUCAGACAUUUCACUGGCUUACUGAUUGCCCAGUAGUGUUACUGAAGCCAAGAAAGGCUUUCCAUUAGAUAAUGAGUUAUGAAAUAUGUCUCACACUGGAAAAACCAGUCAUCUGCUGAUGUCAUGCUGAUUUUAACCAAUCCCAAACAAAGCCCCAGCCCUCCUCUGCUUGACUGGUACCAAUGUGUGACUGUACAAAUAAGUAGUACAGUAUAAAACUCCUCAGUGCCAAUACCAUGAAGAGGAACCCGGACAGCUCUUACUACAUGAGACAAGAGUCUGCUGGUGAAAGAGAGGACCGGAAAGAGAAUUGACUGAAGAGGAGAAAGGAAAAAAAAAAAAAAAAAAGAAAGAAAGAAAGAAAGAAAGAAAAAAAAAACCAAAAAGGAAAAAAAAAAAAAAACACCCUGUGCGUGAGGGGGGAGGAAAAGCAGAGCCUUUUAAAAGGGCAACACAACAACUUUUGCUGCCAGGAUGCCCUUGCUCUGGCUGAGAGGAUUUUUGUUGGCGAGUUGCUGGAUUAUAGUGAGGAGUUCCCCCACCCCGGGAUCCGAGGGGCACAGCGCGGCCCCAGACUGCCCGUCCUGUGCGUUGGCCACCCUCCCAAAGGAUGUACCCAACUCUCAGCCGGAGAUGGUGGAGGCCGUCAAGAAGCACAUUUUAAACAUGCUGCACUUGAAGAAGAGACCCGAUGUCACCCAGCCGGUACCCAAGGCGGCGCUUCUGAACGCGAUCAGAAAGCUUCAUGUGGGAAAAGUGGGGGAGAACGGGUACGUGGAGAUAGAGGACGACAUCGGACGGAGGGCAGAAAUGAAUGAGCUUAUGGAGCAGACCUCGGAGAUCAUCACGUUCGCGGAAUCAGGCACAGCCAGGAAGACGCUGCACUUUGAGAUUUCCAAAGAAGGCAGUGACCUGUCCGUGGUGGAGCGCGCAGAAAUCUGGCUCUUCCUGAAGGUUCCCAAGGCCAACAGGACCCGGAGCAAAGUCACCAUCCGUCUCUUUCAACAGCAAAAGCACCUGCAGGGCAGCUUGGAUGCAGGGGAGGAGGCUGAGGAAGUGGGCUUGAAGGGGGAGAAGAGUGAAAUGUUGAUAUCGGAGAAGGUGGUGGAUGCUCGAAAGAGCACCUGGCACAUCUUCCCCGUCUCCAGCUGCAUCCAGCGGUUGCUGGACCAGGGCAAGAGCUCCCUGGACAUACGGAUUGCCUGUGAGCAGUGUCAGGAGACCGGCGCAAGCCUGGUGCUCCUGGGCAAGAAGAAGAGGAAAGAAGAGGAAGGGGAAGGGAAGAAGAGGGAUGGAGAAGGAGGGGCGGGAGGGGACGAGGAGAAGGAGCAGUCGCACAGACCUUUCCUCAUGCUGCAGGCCCGCCAGUCUGAAGAUCAUCCUCACCGGCGCCGGCGGCGGGGCUUGGAGUGUGACGGCAAGGUCAACAUUUGCUGUAAGAAACAGUUCUAUGUUAGUUUCAAGGACAUUGGCUGGAAUGACUGGAUCAUCGCUCCCUCCGGCUACCACGCCAACUACUGUGAGGGUGAGUGCCCCAGCCACAUAGCAGGCACGUCGGGCUCAUCCCUCUCCUUUCACUCGACAGUCAUCAACCACUACCGCAUGCGGGGUCACAGCCCCUUCGCCAACCUCAAGUCGUGCUGUGUGCCCACCAAGCUGAGACCCAUGUCCAUGUUGUACUAUGAUGAUGGGCAGAACAUCAUCAAGAAGGACAUCCAGAACAUGAUCGUGGAGGAGUGUGGCUGCUCAUAGAGCGCCCAGCCCAGCGGGGAUGGGGGCGAGACGGCCCAGAGAGGACAGUGGUGACACGAAGACAUGUUUAAGGUUUCUGACUGAAACAACCAGGAAAAAAAAAAAAAAGAAAAAAAAAAAAACUAAAAGCAAAACCUGAAGCAGAUGAAGGAAGAUGUGGAGAAAUUCUUUAGCCAGGGCUCAGAGAUGAAACAGUGAAGGAGAUGGGAAUUGCGGGGGAGAGGGAGAGUGGGGUACCGUUCACUUCUUCCUCCAGCAUCCAAGGGGUGACAGCAGUUGCUCAAACGGGAAUAUCAUCCUCUCCUUUUCAGUUCCCUUUCUGUAUGAGCCUCGAAGUCAACUUGUCUGGUCUGCAGUAAUGUGGGCUGACACAACCCAAA